AUGAUGCCCCAUAAAUUUGUCACUGUUCAUCAGUACUCGUUGAUCAAUUGGCAAAUCGAGAUUUCCGAGUCGGGACUUCCUGGCUUCAUUCGAAAUAUUAUUGACCCAGAUCGAAGGGAUCAGUCGGUUUUUCAACUUGUUCUUCAGACAGCUGGACUCAGAGAAAAGUGCCCUCCGGUUCGAUCGAUUGAGUUCAAAAUUCGAGUGGUGGACAUUGGGGAUAAAGAAAUCAUGAGUCCCAUCCGAUAUGUGCAUCCACCUGGUUUCCCCAGUCGGCACAUUUUCAACUCGAGCUACAGUACCCCAGAACGUGGACCCGUUCAGGAAUUCCUACAGUCUGUGAUCGGAGUGAAACUGUUGGAGAAUUUCGAUCUUGACAUCCAAACCCUUAUUGUGUUCGAUGUGAAAGACUUUUUGAGUAUGGAGAAUUUGAAUUUAUCGAUUGGAAAUCCAAUGCCAGUUGAACUGAAUUUCAGAUAUAACUUGUUGAUGAAUCAAAAGUUCCAUAAUUUCCAUUUGAUCACCACAACUGGCCAGGGAUUCCCGUGUAAUAAGGAGGCGUUAUUCGUCGCUUCUCCCUAUUUUCGCAAGAAUUUGACCGCUGAAAUGACACAUUUUCAGUUGAGAGCAAGACAUUUGGAGGCUAUUGAAGUGGCUAUCACCUGGAUGCUCACUGAAACCUACCACCCACCACCCAUCAUGACUCCAGAAUUGGCAGAUGAAAUUGUGAAGCUCACGUUGAUUGUUGGACGUGGACCGAAUCAACGGAAACUUCUUGGAUCCAUUGAAAGACAUUGUUAUGAGGAAUUGGUUAAGAAUCAUGAAGAUCUGGAAUACGUCAAAAAUGUUCUUCUUGUGGCGCAUAAUAACCGUCUUGGAAGUCUCCAAGAGGCGAGUCACGCUUGCAUCAUCACUUAUCAUUUCGCGGAUUUCCAGAGGGAUAUGAUACAGAAUCCGAGUCCAGAAUUCACUGCCAAUGGCGCAUUCCAUCAGCAGAGUGUCUUGAGAGGCGUCCGUGACAACUACACAAGAGGGCUUUUGGUGAAAAGUUUUACCAGGAAGACCAGUCAGAAAUCGAACUGA
Caenorhabditis remanei is the source of this 1083-nucleotide messenger RNA. RefSeq lists its product as uncharacterized. The coding region runs from base 1 to 1083 and encodes 360 amino acids. The transcript has 8 exons. NCBI's taxonomy places the organism in Eukaryota, Metazoa, Nematoda, Chromadorea, Rhabditida, Rhabditidae. The record is from RefSeq and is a predicted model, not a curated record.